Molecule: messenger RNA, 2501 nt
Organism: Durio zibethinus
Lineage: Eukaryota; Viridiplantae; Streptophyta; Magnoliopsida; Malvales; Malvaceae
Molecular function (GO): protein binding
Source: RefSeq, a predicted model, not a curated record
CAACGAAAUCAAUUUAGGAUCUCCAUUCUCGUAUCUUUCUCUGAGUUCUUGCUGGGAGUAUUUUUUCUUCUUUUGCUUCUUUGAAAUAUCAUCUUCGUCAGGGAACAAACUGUUCACAAAUUAGUUGAAAUACUUUUUUAUUGGAUUGGAAGAAGAAAAGUAUUUUUAUUUUAGAGUUAGGCCAGGGCCAUUGCAGCUGUGGAAAGUAGAUCAACAUGAAUAAGCGACGGCCACUGCUUGUUAAUCAGUUUCUGCCAAACCCUAUAACACAAAUUAAAGCAUCUUCUUCUUUCUUUCUAACAUAGUGUGAUUUUAGUUUCUCUGCACAAAAACAUGCCACAAGACCCCCCUGGGUUGUACUACGAUGCUGAGAAGAACAGGUACUUCCCCAUCAAACCUCGGAUUCCUGGCUCUUCUUCCCUCUCCCAUGCUUCACAAUCCCAAAACAACCACCCACUUUCAAACUCCGUCCAGGCAACAAAGUUAUGUCCACAAACCAGGGCUCCCACCUCUAGGCUACUUCAUCUUAGAGAGUUGAACGGCGAUGCUUUUAAUUAUGGUCGAGGGAGGCUUAGCUUUCAGGAGGAAUUCCACAAGUUACAUGCUUCUAAACCUGCGGUUUGGAGCUAUGGGACAAGCACAAAUUUAUUAAGAGUUAAUAUAAGUGAUAGCUCGUUGGAACAGACACAAAUUGGUGUACAGACACUAGAGGGUCAAAUGGAAACUGAUGUUCUGCUAGUAGGCAGUAUAGAUGGCUCCUUGAGUUUCUUAACGGUUGGAAAGCUUGGACAGCCUUUUGAUUAUGGGGUAAGAUACAUUCCGGAUCAUGUUUGGCCUUCCACCAAGGUGGAAGCAGAGAAUAAUGAACCACCUCAAUAUGUGUGGUGGCCCACAUGUGUUUCAUUUCAUAUGUCAUCAAGAAUCUCUUGUAUAAGAUUGUGUGAAAAGCAAUCUUUUUGUACAAACAAUGAUGAUUCUAAGCUCCAACACACUGUGAUAACUACACUGGGAUCUGAGACUUCUUGUGGAUAUGUUUAUAUCCUUAAUCUCCUGGAACCAGUAGAUUUUACUUCUCGAUUGGAUCAAAGGUUACAUGCAGUUGCUUCUUUUAAUUAUACCAUUUGGGCUGCAGAUUAUAAUUCUCAUAAAAAUCAAGCAGUGAUUGGAACCAAUCAUGGAGCUGCCUUGGUUGAUGUGGAAAGAGGAAUAUCAACAUGGGUGUGCCAUAGUAAAAGUGAUGUCUUGGCACAACAAUUUGAUCGGACUGGAAAUCUUGUGCUUUGUGGACUCAGAAAUGGAGCAAUUGUCACUGUGGAUGUUCGCGAGAACCAGCAAAGCAUUGCUGCUGGACAUACUAGGCAUCGAAAUCCUUACUUUUCAUCAGGCAGAAGUAAUCAGAAAAAAUGGUUUGAGCUCAAAGGAAACAUAUCUCCUUCUCAUAUCAUUUAUAUGCCAUCAUCUAUUUCUAGUUUGGUAUCACUUCAAUCCUAUGAUCAGUAUUUCUUGGCAAGAUCGAUGGAUGGUUCAAUGAAGCUUUACGAUCACCAUCUAACUAAGAGAAGGGCUGUACAAUCUUAUGGAGGGCAUGUGAAUUCUCAUACUCGUAUACAGAUUGGAGUUGACCAAUCUGAGAGAUUUGUUAUGUCAGGUGGAGAAGACUGCUAUUUACGACUCUGGAGUGUCAAGUCUGGUAAACUGCUCUUUGAGGACAAAUUUUCUAAUUCUGUGCCAACAACCAUUUGCUGGCGAAGAGCUGAAAGAGGCAUUGGAAGGGAAGCUGAAAGACAAAACCAUAAUUCUGGGGCAUGGCUUGGAUCACAAGAAGGGCUAUUCUACAUGCACUGGUCCUGAGUUGGAAACCAUGAUUAUGGUGAGAGACUUGAUACUCUUGAGUGGAAUGCUUUCUAAUGGUGCAAGGCAUGGCCACUAUAGGCUUUAAUAGCAUAGCAUAGCAUAACAAAACAAAAUUCUACAGGAUGUUUCCCAGACAAUCUACUGUUAGGCAUCGGAAGGGUAUAAAGUAACUGUCUGCUGUGAAUAUUUUAUCAUUUUGGGGGGGUUGUAUAAGGUCAAAAUGUUGGGUUGGGCUCGUAUGUUGUUAAGUAUUACUCUCCAUUAUCUUAGGAAUUUGGGCUUAGCGGUUUUUGAAGGUUGAAGUAGUUCUCUGCCAGUUUGUAGAUAUUACCACUUGGACUUGCAGUGGAGAAUGCUAUUCAACUGGUUUUGAGAAAGGUUUCUCUCAUUUCGUUAAGCCUCUGGCUCCUCCGUGUACGCAUUUUUCACCAUGGUAGUGACUAGUGACUAAGGAAUGAGGUUGAUCGCCGCACCUACUUGUGUUGAUUGAGAAAUGAGAAAUGAAGGCAAAUAUUACUAGUAAAGUAAAAUGACAUUUAUUCAUUCAGGUUACGUCGAUUGUGAAUUGACAAGUGCGAUCUUGUGCUAUCCUCCAUUUUGCUCGCCUCCUUUAAAUUUAUAAAAAAAUAUAUUAUAAGUAAAAAUGC